AUAGUUACGUAUUAUAAGAUAUAGGUCACGUGAUCAAAGAUGACGGUGAAUAGUAAAACUUGAAUGGUUACUUUUAACCACGUGAAACAUGUAUAGAAUGUAAGCGUAGAUUUAUUCUUUUUAGCUGAGAUUCCUGCACCAUUCAUGUUUCCUUUUUAUCUUUUCAUCUUGAGAAAAGAAAAGAGAAAAGAUCGUACAAAAAGUUCGGCUAAAAAGAAUAUAGACCUCUAGAAAAACGCUUUUACCUCGCACUGAUACCCUAACCUUGAAAAAUACCGGUUUGUUUAUUACUUUUCCUUUCGAUAUAUAAAGCGAACAUUUAUCUUGAUGAACAAAAUAGGUCACAAAUGAUAUUUUGAUCUAAGACUGAAAUUUGUAACAGGAUGAAAGGAUGUAAUAAGGAAAGAAGAUAGAAAGGAGAAUAAUUGACAAUAUAUUGAGACUAAGAAAAGAAUUAGAAAAAUGCUUGUUUUUAGAAAAUUUCUAUUAUUUAUGCUCAUUGGCACAUUAACGACGCUAUUUUUUUCUUAUAUUUAUUUUUUCUUUAUAUUAGAUGUAUAUAUUCAAUGGUUCUUAACCAAUAUUCAAGAUAUGCAGCAGUAUGAUUACAUUAUUGUUGGUGCUGGCAGUGCUGGUGCAAUUCUGGCAAAGCAUCUAGCAAAAGAUAAUCAUAGUGUGUUAUUGUUAGAAGCAGGUGGUACUGCUCCAUUUUUUCUCGACAUACCACUUUUAGCACCUAUGAUUCAAAAUACCGUUUAUGAUUGGCAAUAUGUUACUGUUCCUCAAAAGCAGGCAUGCAAAGGUUUAAUUAAUAAUCAAAGCAGAUGGCCUCGAGGCAAACUUCUUGGAGGCACGAGCCGUCUAAAUUAUAUGGCUUAUGUAUUGGGACAUCGACUAGACUAUGAAAAAUGGUUCCCAGACUUUAUUGAAUCGGUUAUGAAAAGUCAUGAAUCAAUAAGUAUUAAUGAAUUAGAAUGGAGUUCUGAUUUUGCUGAUGUAAUUUUGAAGGCGCUAAAGGAAUUAAAUCAUAAUAUUAGCAAUAUAAAUUUGCAAUUGGAUAUAGGUUUUAUGAAGGCUCAAUUGACAAUGGAGAAUGGCAAAAGAUGGAGUUCAGAUAGGAUAUUAAACUGGAAAGUCAAUCGUUCUCUGACUAUACUUACUCAUGCGCAUGCCAAUAAAAUAUUAGUGAAUUUGGAUAAAGCUGAAGGAAUUGAAUUUGUUAGAUUCGGUAAUAAAUAUACAGCAAUAGCAAAGAAAGGAGUUAUUUUAAGCGCUGGUGCAAUUGAAAGUCCAAAAUUAUUGAUGUUAUCUGGAAUUGGACCAAAAAAGCAUUUGGAAACUGUUGGUAUUAAAGUGAUCAAUGAUCUACCAGUUGGUCAGACUUUGAUGGAUCAUAUAUUAACUGGCCUGGAUUUAAUCACACUUAAUGCAAGUCUUGGAUUAACUUUUUCUGAUAUUUUUAAUCCUAUAUCAGCCUUGAAUUACUUCUUCUUUGGAAAAGGACCAUGGACAUCAGCAGGAAUAGAAGUAUUAGGAACUUUUCAUAGUCCACGUGCAAAUAAAUCUACAGUACCAGAUUUACAAUUAAUGGUACUACCUCUUGGGGCAACAAAAGAUAAUGGUUUUAUUUUAAAAAAAGCAAUGGGACUUUCUGAUGAGGUUUAUAGCAAGUAUUUUGCUCUACUUUUGAAUCAAAAUACAGUAACAAUCGCACCUGUUUUAUUACAUCCUAAAAGUAAUGGAGAAGUGCGAUUGCUAAGCAAUAAUCCCAUUGAUAAGCCAAUAAUUGAUCCAAAAUAUUUAUCAAAUAAAGAUGAUAUUGACACUCUUGUAGAAGGCCUGUAUUAUAAAAAAUUGCUGAAUACGGAUGCCAUGAGAGCUUACAAUGUAUCUCUCAAUAAAAAAUCUUUCCCUGGUUGUGAAAAUCAUAUAUUUGAUACCAGAGAAUACUGGAAAUGUUAUGUACAGCACUUAACACUAACUGCUUAUCAUCCAGCUGGUACAUGUCGCAUUGGCGACGUUGUUGAUACAUCAUUUAGAAUUUAUAAUAUGAAAAAUUUAUAUGUUGUGGAUGCAUCUGUUCUUCCAUCACUACCAAGCGGAAAUAUUAAUGCAGCUGUGAUUGCAGUGGCACAAAAGGCUGCCCAUAUAUUCAAAAAAAUAGAAAAGACAAAAAGGCAACAUAAAUCAUAUAUUAUUUGUUAUGUAUUUAAUAUUUGUAUUAAUACCUAAGUAUGUGUAAAUAUGCAAAUAAAACUUAUAAUUAAUUAA
Messenger RNA from Pogonomyrmex barbatus (red harvester ant), 2271 nucleotides. RefSeq names its product glucose dehydrogenase [FAD, quinone]. The record is from RefSeq and is a predicted model, not a curated record. Gene Ontology annotation, molecular function: flavin adenine dinucleotide binding; oxidoreductase activity, acting on CH-OH group of donors. NCBI's taxonomy places the organism in Eukaryota, Metazoa, Arthropoda, Insecta, Hymenoptera, Formicidae.